UAAAGAUAAAGAUAAAGAUAAAAAGAUAGCAAAAUGGUGAAGAAAAGUGACAACCAGUCCUGUUCAAUUGAGAGUAAACAAAAGUGAUCAAAAGAGAGAGAUUCACUGAAUCCAUUGAUUGAUUUUCAGUGAAUUUGCAUUAAAGAAGAAAAUCAUCCAAAUGCAUACUCUGGGGAGGAUUUCAACUUUGAGAUUACUGAUCUCCAUCAUUAUCAUGGGGUCUGAGCGAGUAAGUGCAUCAAGCAACUCAAUACAGCAACUGGCUUCAUCUAGAAACUGGAACUCUUCACUGGAACCUCCUGUAGAAGUUGAUAUUUCCCUGCCUGUACUGGUGGAUACAAAGGCUGUGCUCUCUUGCUCUCCUAUCCUGUUGACAAAUGUGAUCAUAACAACAUGGGAAAUAUUCCUCGGAGACAAGCCGCCCUGCAUCAGAACCCAACGGAGAGACACAAAUAGGAUCUCAAAAACAAACUGCACUGACAAGAGAAUGACCUGGCUCAACAGACCCGACCAGAUUCCUGCCCUUCAGAUUGACCCAGUGGCCAUCACUCAUGAAGGGCAUUACAGGUGUAUAGUGGCAGCACAUGAUGGGAAUUUCUUUUAUGAAUAUCAACUCCAAGUGUUAGUGGCCCCUGAGGUGACCCUGUUUCAAAGCGAGAAUAGAACUGCGGUGUGCAAGGCAGUUGCAGGGAGGCCGGCUGCCCGGAUCUCCUGGACCCCAGGGGGAGAUUGCGUCCCCGCGUAUGAAUAUUGGAGCAAUGGCACAGUGACUGUCCAGAGCACGUGCCACUGGGCAGAUGGCAAUGUGUCUAUUGUGUCCUGCUCUGUCUUCCAUGAGACUGGCAAUUGGAGUCGGUCCAUAGAGCUGAAUCCAGGUGUGAGAACCCUGGCAUUUCCAGUGUCACACUUACUGAUCAUACUCUAUCUGAAAUCCUCUAUUUUCUUGGUUAUCCUGAUCAUCGUGGGUAUCAUCUACUUCCAGAGGAUAAAUGAUUGCAGAGCACGAGAAUAAAAAAUCUGGACGUCAAUUUAAAUUUGAUGAGAUAUCAUAAAAAUGCAGCCAGUUGAAAUCAGCCUUCAAGUUCAACAUCUAGCUCAACUGCUCCUGUUACUCUUUGAUACCUUUGUGUUUAUGAGAACCAAUGUAAUAAUUUUCAAGGCCUGUUUCAAACUAUAUAUAUGCAAAACCUUGCUGUCUGCCAUUAUAAAUGUCUAGGAUGACUCAUCUACUUUCACCUUUGCUCUGGUUAGUUUUAUUUGAAAAUGAGAAAGUACCCUGCUUCUCACCCUAAAGAGGAAGAUGACUCAGCAAAAGCCUACAACAAUUCUGUGCAGUUUUCUGCAACCCUUGGGUUCUUUAGACAGUGCUUUCAUCCUAGCGCAGCGAUUUCCCAGUGUGCAGUAAGAAUUUUUAAAACAUGCCUACUUGACUAUUUACUCAGGGGCACUGACUUCUUUUCCCUUAGACUGUCAAAUAAAAAAAUGAC
Myotis myotis is the source of this 1487-nucleotide messenger RNA. RefSeq names its product cell surface glycoprotein CD200 receptor 2-like. The transcript has 7 exons. Gene Ontology annotation, cellular component: external side of plasma membrane. NCBI's taxonomy places the organism in Eukaryota, Metazoa, Chordata, Mammalia, Chiroptera, Vespertilionidae. Bases 161 to 1012 code for a protein of 283 amino acids. Gene Ontology annotation, biological process: regulation of neuroinflammatory response. Gene Ontology annotation, molecular function: signaling receptor activity. The record is from RefSeq and is a predicted model, not a curated record.